CUUCGGAAACCCUGCCUUUUCACCCCGCACCCCUCCCAGCUGGGACGCUUUGCCUUGAUAUUACAUUCCAAGCAGCAAAUGAAUAGUCUAGCUGGCCAUUUUACUCUUUCAUUCAGAUGCAAGGCUGAGCCUGUGUUUAAACUCACUUAGUAUUGGACUAACUAUUUAUAAUAAUUAACUGUUGCGCAUUCCUCGGAUUAUUUGAAACCAAUUUGCACAGUUUCCAAAGUUUUUCUUCUAACUGUAAAUAGUAUUUAAGAUUUCGCGUUUUGCGUAUUUUUUUCCAGCCUAAACUUUAUUUUAAGGCCGUAAGUAGUUGUACUUAUACGACAAUGGCAGGUUUGAAUUCCCUGGACGCCGUGAAAAGAAAAAUCCAGACGCUGCAGCAGCAAGCAGAUGAAGCGGAGGACCAGGCGCAAAUGUUACAGCGGGAGCUGGACGCUGAACGGGAACUGCGUGAGAAAGCCGAGGGAGAUGUGGCAGCUUUGAACCGCAGAAUCCAGCUGGUGGAAGAGGAGCUAGACCGCGCCCAGGAGAGGCUGGCCACCGCUCUGCAGAAGCUGGAAGAGGCGGAGAAGGCGGCCGACGAGAGCGAGAGGGGGAUGAAGGUGAUCGAGAACCGGGCGAUGAAGGAUGAGGAGAAGAUGGAGCUCCAGGAGAUGCAGCUGAAGGAGGCCAAGCACAUCGCCGAGGAGGCCGAUCGCAAGUACGAGGAGGUGGCACGUAAACUGGUGAUCCUGGAGGGGGAGCUGGAGAGAGCUGAGGAGAGGGCUGAAAUCUCCGAGCUGAAGUGUAGCGAUCUGGAGGAGGAGCUGAAGAAUGUCACCAACAACCUGAAGUCCCUUGAGGCCCAGUCAGAGAAGUACUCAGAAAAAGAGGACAAAUAUGAAGAGGAGAUUAAGCUGCUCAACGACAAGCUGAAGGAGGCUGAAACCCGGGCGGAGUUCGCUGAGAGGACGGUGGCCAAACUGGAAAAGACAAUCGAUGACCUGGAGGAGAAACUGUCCAGUGCCAAGGAAGAGAAUCUGGGAAUGCAUCAGGUGCUGGAUCAGACACUGCAGGAGCUAAACAGCUUGUAAACAUGGAAAAGGUGGAAAUGAGCAGGAAAGCAGGGCAGCUGGCAGUAUUCCGCGCCGGUCCUGCCCAACGUUCUGCCCCACUACCCCACGUUCUGGGCUGGAGGACAGAGACGGCGUCCAUUUUCUAUUCUGUACUUUCUUGUUUGUUUAUUUUUCCGUCGGUGCCGCUUUGUCUUUCGUCUGUGUGAAAUGUAGAAAACAUCCCUCCCGCGUCGCACGCUCUCGCGGUGUUACAUGACUGGGCCCAGAGUGAGGGAACAAAUCAGCCUGGAGCACUGCAGCACCGGGAAUUAUGGGUAUUCUGUCUGUUUUUUUUACCGUUGGACGUGCUGCUGAACCCACAGGGGAAAACAGAACGCAGUUUGAUGGGUAUUAGACGUAUAUAGUAGUCAGAAUCAAAUAUAAAUGAAAUUUAUGUAGAUUAUGAGUGAAAGCAUGGUUUUAUACUUGGUAACGUAUCCGAGAACCCUACUGUCCAGCUCUCUACUUCUUUCUUACAUGUUCCCAUCAGUCGUAUUACGUUUGGUACACGGGCAUGUCUGGGGUGGGACGUCUCACUCCAGCGCUGCUGCGUUCUUUCGGGGGCAGACACUGAAAUCCUGAGCAACCCUGCAAAACAUCCAAAGUCAAAACAAAGUCCAGCCCAAAUACCCAAGCAUCACCUUGACCACUCCUGUCCUCAGAAGGAAAGACUGGGAUUUAGCAAACGUGUCUGCCUGGAUUGUGUUGUGUCACGUCACAGUCAGGCUGCCUUACAUUCCAAUAUCACAUACCGAGCAGCUCACUGCGGCCUUUCUGUAACUGUGUUCAACUUUACCUGUCCAACUCUGAGUUCUAAUAAAUUUUUACAAAAAAAC
Molecule: messenger RNA, 1936 nt
Organism: Brienomyrus brachyistius
Lineage: Eukaryota; Metazoa; Chordata; Actinopteri; Osteoglossiformes; Mormyridae
Product: tropomyosin alpha-4 chain
Exons: 8
Coding region: 333-1079 (248 amino acids)
Biological process (GO): actin filament organization; muscle contraction
Cellular component (GO): actin filament
Molecular function (GO): actin filament binding
Source: RefSeq, a predicted model, not a curated record